Messenger RNA from Lineus longissimus, 1366 nucleotides. Its product is annotated as hsp70-binding protein 1-like. The transcript is spliced from 6 exons. The record is from RefSeq and is a predicted model, not a curated record. Gene Ontology annotation, cellular component: endoplasmic reticulum. NCBI's taxonomy places the organism in Eukaryota, Metazoa, Nemertea, Pilidiophora, Heteronemertea, Lineidae. Gene Ontology annotation, molecular function: adenyl-nucleotide exchange factor activity. Bases 140 to 1114 code for a protein of 324 amino acids.
AUGAGCAAAACAAUGGAACAUCCUGCAAAUUGCCUCUAGAAAAGUCUCGAAAUUUCCACUUUCUCUUUUAUAUAAAUCGUUGAAACUUGUGUGGUUGCUUUAUUUGAUAUUGUAGAAUAUAUUGAGUUGAUUUAUUAACAUGGCUGAGGGAAAUCAGCGAAGAUAUCCGCAAAGUUUGACGGGUGCACUGCAGAUGGCUGUUGAUCUUCAGGGACAGGGACAGUCCAGUGACAGUGUAGAAGGGAAUCCAAGUCCUCAACCAAGUGAACAAAUGACUGAGGAGAGAAGGAAGUGGUUAAACGAGGCCCUGUGCAACAUGGUUGUGGAUGAAAUCAAGGAAAUGAAAGAACAUCUUGACACUCUGGCUGAUGCCAGCAAAGAAGACGAUGAUAAAGAAUUUGCUUUGGAAGAGUUGUCGAAUAUGUGUGAUCGGAUUGAUAUGGCUAAGGACUUCCAAAAGAUUGGUGGCUUUGAAGUGUUACCAAUGGUGCUGGGUCACGAGAGUCCUGAAGUCCGAUGGAGAGCAGCCGAUCUCCUUGCUACAUUGGUCCAAAAUAAUCCUUAUUGUCAGGAGGCGGCUCUUCUCAAAGGAUUCCUCGAGGUGUUGUUGAAACUUCUGGACACGGAUGAAGCUGAUAUAGUCCGUAUCAAGGCGCUUUAUGCUCUAUCAUGUUUAUGUAGGGACUAUGAACCAGGUUUGGAAAGUUUUAUAAAAAACGAUGGAUUCUCAUACCUGAUGAGGGCCAUGCAGAGUGGGGUUCAAAAAUUACAACUAAAAGCCUCCUUUUUACUGCAAGCAAUUUGUUCAUCAACCCCUUCGUGUAAAGAUAUACUAUGUGAUAUUGGCAUGAUAGAGCAGCUGAUUGGACUCCUCGGGUCAGAGCACAGUCAGGUUCAUGAACACCUUACAAUGGCCCUUCUCACGAUAGCUAAGGACCACCCACGCUCCGUACAGGAAUGUCAGAGACAAGAGUUUCAGCUGGAGGCACUUCUCAAGGAAAGGGUUGAUGCAAUUAAAGGCCUGGAUGAGUGUCUGGAGGAAAAAGAAUAUGCAGAACAGCUGUUACAGAUGUGCUUCAAUUCAAAAAUAAGGGGACAAGACUUGGAACGGUGAUGUAAAUUUUGAGGAAUUUGCAUCCACUUGAUUUGACAUUACAGACUUGCAUUUGGGAUUGAACUCUUAACUACAUCCAGAACAAAGGGAUAAUGUGUAGACGCUCAUUGUCAUGGUGAUUCGGGAGGCUGUUACUCUCCCCCUCUUCUUGGACCAGGGCCUGGUUAUUAGAAAGCAUGAAGUUGUUGGCAAAGAACUUUUCAAAGGAGAUGAAAAUUUCUAAUAAUAAUAAAUGAUGUAAAGAUUAUCAAU